Messenger RNA from Linnemannia hyalina, 3150 nucleotides. The record is from the annotation of a GenBank genome assembly. NCBI's taxonomy places the organism in Eukaryota, Fungi, Mortierellomycota, Mortierellomycetes, Mortierellales, Mortierellaceae.
AUGACAUCCUCCCACUCCAACAACAACGACGACAAGUCCACCCACGACCCCACAAGCACCGGUUACUUCGACAUGGUGUCGACCUCCCUCCCCUCCCCCCUCCUCUCCCUUUCCCCUACCCCAUUCCCUGGAGCCUAUGACUUCACAGGCCUCAUGCCUCUCAGCGACGAACAAGUUGAGUGCGCCAAGGCUCUCCACGGUAAAAACCUGAUCGCCUUUGGAAACGACCAAGUCUGGUACAAGGUUCUCUUCCAUGCCCUCGUUCACCCUUUCAACAUCCUCCUUGCCGUCCUGGGCACUGCGACCCUCCUCACGGGGGAUGACCAGGGUGGAACGAUUAUGUUUAUUAUGGUCCUUCUGUCUACUGGGCUGCGGUUCUGGCAGGAGUGGAAGUCGGCGGCGGCGGCUCAGUCGUUGAAGUCGAUGGUCUCGACGCUGAUUACUGUGACGAGGUUGUAUUCUUGCCCGGAGUAUCGCGAUCCGACCCCGGAAGAUGUUAACAGAAUGAUAAACCAUGCGACGGUCAGGAUGGAUAUCCCGAUUGAGGAUGUUGUACCUGGGGAUUGGGUCCAGCUGUCGGCAGGGGAUUUGAUCCCAGCCGAUGUCAGGGUGAUUGAGUCCAAGGAUUUGUUUGUUUCGCAAGCGGCUUUGACUGGUGAGGCGAUGCCGGUUGAGAAGUUUGGAGCGGCUUCGGAGGCGAUGGCUGCUUGGAGACAGAGAAGUAUCUAUGAGGAGAUGGCCAAGAGUGCGGUUCCUGCGGAUGCCUCGGCUGUCCCCAUGCCUAUUGAGAUGACGGACAUGGAUACCUCCAAAAGCACCUCGCCUGCUCUUGAUUUUCAGCGACCUCCUUCCAAAGUCACCACUUUCAAGAACUCGAUCAAGCGUUCUGUCUUUGCUUGCUUUGGUAUCCGUCGUUUCGAUUCUGAGACGGCUUCUGCGGCUCACAACAAGAACGACGUCGAUCUUAGUGCUCCCGAUGUCUGCUUCAUGGGCACCUCUGUCGUCUCUGGUACAGCCACCGUCCUGGUCGAGAAGAUUGGGUCCGAGACCUUUUUUGGAUCUAUGGCUAAGGAAUUGUCCAAGCGCCGUCCCGAGAACGCUUUCCAGCUUGGAGUCCGUAACAUCUCCUGGGUCUUUUUCGGUCUUAUGGCUCUCAUGGUUCCACCUGUUCUGUUGAUCAACGGGUUUGUCCACCAUAGCUGGACAGAUGCCGCCCUGUUUGCACUCUCGGUCGCUGUCGGCCUCACGCCCGAGAUGCUCCCCAUGAUUGUCAACUCGAACUUGGCUCGUGGGGCGUACCUGAUGUCGAAGAAGCGUUGUAUUGUCAAGAACCUGGAUGCGAUCAUCAAUCUCGGCUCGAUGGAUGUCCUUUGCACCGACAAGACCGGUACCCUGACCGAGAACAAGGUUAUUCUGGUCCGACAUCUCGAUUACCAUGGCAAGGCGUCGAUGCAAUCGUUACAGUUGGCGUUUUUGAACUCUCGAUUCCAGACUGGACUCAAGAACUUGUUGGAUGUUGCUGUGGUCGAAUACUUUGAGAAGACUGCCUCCGAGCUCCCCGCCUACGACGAGGGUGUCCCUGCUGUUGCCAACGGCAAGGGGGUUGGGUCGGGCCUGACCGCUGCUGCUGUUACCUUCGCUGCCCGGUACCAGAAGCUGGACGAGAUCCCGUUUGAUUUUGUCCGUCGUCGCAUGUCUGUGGUCCUGAAGGAUGUCUCAGAUGCCAACAACCAGGCCAUGCUCGUCUCUAAGGGCGCCGUAGAGGAGAUGCUCAGUAUCUGCACCAAGAUCGUCAUCCCCUGCCAGCAGAACCCAGACUCUGUCGAUAUCCAGAUGGCGAUCGAGGGUCAGUCCAUCCCAGCCCUUGACACCCUCGUCCGCACCAACCACAAUGAAAUCCAGACUUUGACCCCCGAGAUGAUUGCCCACCUGGUCGAAAUGAACCAGGGUCUGAACGUCGACGGUAUCCGAGUCGUGGCUGUUGCUUACCGUGACUUGGAAAAGGUCAAGCCCGACUAUGGGAUCUCGGACGAAUGCGAUAUGGUCUUUGCUGGCCUGAUCGGCUUCCUCGAUCCACCUAAGGAGUCGACAGGCCCCGCCAUCAAGGAACUCCUCUCUCUCGGCGUCGAGAUCAAGGUCCUGACCGGCGACUCUGCCGCGGUCUGUCGCAAAGUCUGUCAAGAAAUCGACCUCCCCGUCAAGUCGAUCGUCACCACUGACGACCUCGUCGGCCUCGAUGACGAACAAGUCGCCCUCAUCGCCCGCGAAGCCACCAUCUUUGCAAAACUCACCCCACUCCAGAAAUCCCUCGUCAUCCGCGCCCUCAAACGCUCUGACCGAGUUGUCGGCUUCCUCGGCGACGGCAUCAACGACGCUCCGGCCCUGGCCGAAGCUGAUGUCGGAAUCUCAGUCGACACCGCAACAGACAUCGCCAAAGAGUCCGCAGACGUCAUCCUCCUCGAGAAGUCUCUCAUGGUCAUCGCCGAUUCUGUCCUGAUGGGCCGUACAACCUACGGCAACACAAUGAAGUACAUCGUCAUGGCCAUCUCGUCCAAUUUCGGCAACGUCUUCUCCAUGCUCGUCGCCUCGUCCUGGCUCCCCUUCCUGCCCAUGCAACCCAUCCACAUCCUCACCCAGAACCUCCUCUACGACAUCUCCCAGACAACCAUCCCCUGGGACAAGAUGGACAAAGAAUUCCUCAUGGUCCCCCACCGUUGGAACAUCCGGUCCAUCCUCCGCUUCAUGGUCUUCAUGGGCCCCUGGUCGUCCAUCUUUGAUAUCACAACCUUCCUCUUCAUGUGGUUCUACUUCGGUAUCCAAUCCGCCGACAACACCGCUGGCGUCAUACUCUUCCAAACCGCCUGGUUCACCGAGGGUGCCCUGACCCAACUCCUGGUCAUCCAUAUCAUCCGUUCCCCCAAGAUCCCCUUCUUGCAGACCAUUGCUGCAAAGCCUGUGAUUGCCAGCUCGUUGAUUAUUUCUGCGAUUGUGUUGGUAUUGCCGUACAUUUCGGUGUUUAGAGAUCUGUUGACGAUUGUAGAGUUGCCCGGGGUGUUUUAUGGAUACCUUGUGGGAGCUUUGAGCUGUUACUUCAUGGUGACGCAAAUGGCCAAGGUUAUGUACCUCCGCGCCUUCAACGCCUGGUUUUAG